GUAAUUUUCGCCUUCGGUUGCGAUUGGCCGUUUCAAUAGUCGCGGGCUACUUGAACUCAGAACAAGCAACUUUUCUGCAUUAAUAUAUAUUUUCAGAGGACAAGGGACACUAUCUAGCAAAGUGGACGUUUCUGCAGUGACUUGUUUGAGCCAGAAACUGAGAAUAACAUGUCGGGAUCAAACCAAGGACAAGGAAGCGCGGUUGACGUUCCGCUGCCAGAAUACCAAAACCAAGAAAAUAUGCUGUCCAGACUGAGGGGUCCAAUCAAAAACCGGGCAGACAACCAGGAGAACAUUGUCCCCAAAGCCCAACAGAGAACAGUUCUGGGAGGUUUGCAAAACAAUCAAUGCAGCAAUCCUCAAAACACAACACAGUUGCUGUCCUGCAAACAUGAAAGUGAAGUACCUAGAAGUUAUGCAGAGAAGCUGGGUGCCAAGCCGCCAGCUUUUCAGAUUCACCUGGAUGAGCCAGAUUCGGCUUUCUCCAGGAAAAUGGUGUUCUUGAAAGCCAACCCUUCCAUAGAAAUGUACCCCCUGAAACUGAACCCCACAGUUACCUGUCUCAGGCAGCCUCUGGCUUCUCUUGACAUACCUGUCACAUGUGUGUCUAACAUGGAUCUUAGUUUUGGUGAUUGUCCCAUGGAUAUGUCAGUUAUUGAAGGGGAAGAGAAGCAAGUUCACAUGAAUGCGGCAACAGAGUAUGCUUCAGAAAUACAUGCGCAUCUCAGGGAAAUGGAGGUUAAGUCCAGACCAAAAGCAGGCUACAUGAAAAAGCAGCCAGACAUAACCUACAGCAUGCGGGCUAUCCUUGUUGACUGGCUGGUGGAGGUUGGUGAGGAGUACAAGCUCCAGAACGAGACUCUAUACCUUGCUGUGAACUACAUUGACCGUUUCCUGUCUUCCAUGUCAGUCCUGCGGGGGAAGCUGCAGUUGGUCGGAACCGCCGCCAUGCUGUUGGCCUCGAAGUUUGAAGAGAUCUACCCCCCAGAGGUGGCAGAGUUCGUUUAUAUCACGGAUGACACCUACACAAAAAAGCAAGUGUUGCGAAUGGAGCAUCUGGUGCUUAAAGUGCUCUCCUUUGAUUUGGCUUCUCCCACCAUCAACCAGUUUCUCACCCAGUACUUUCUCACCCAGCCUGUCAGCAACAAGGUGGAGAGCUUGUCAAGGUUCCUAGGGGAGCUCAGUCUAGUAGACUCGGACCCAUUCCUGAAGUACCUCCCCUCUCAGACUGCUGCUGCCGCCUUUGUUUUGGCAAACCACACUAUAACAGGAAACUCAUGGUCUAAGUCUCUGGCAGAGGUGACUGGCAACUCUUUAGAAGACCUGAUGCCAUGCAUAGAGGAUCUGCACCAAAUGUACCGCAAUGCUGCUACGCAUGCACAGCAGUCGGUGAGGGAGAAGUACAAGUGUGCCAAGUACCAAGAGGUCUCUCUCAUCGAGCCCCCCAUGAAACUGUCUUUGGAAUGAUUUUUUUUUUGUGCAUAUUUAUUUUUUAAUGCGCGUCUCAUAAUGCCAGAAUUUCAAUAACUGAACUCAUGGCCGCAGUCUUGGACGUGGACAAUAUUUUUAGAUUUUUAAAAAAAUGUGCAUUUUAUAUGUACAUUCCUGUAGGAUGGUUAUUUUAUGCUUGAUGCAGCCCUGGGCUUUAAUGUCGCUAAUCAAGCAAUGUCAUGUCUCUUUUCUUACUAGACAAAUGUUUGCAGUGGUUUUUAACUGCUUAAAAGCUGUAAAGAUUAGUCUCACUUUCUGCAUCUUUGUAAUAAACCUGCAGCUUAUUUUCCCCUCUGCAACUAAUAGAUACUUUUGAAUAUUUCCUGACAAAUCUGACUAACCAUGGUUUGGUUUUCUAUGACAACUUUAUUUUAUAUGGGUUGUCUGGGUGUGGUUGAUUUGUUAUUUUUAUAACACAAGCUAAUUCUGGGUAAUGAUAUUCUAGUAUAAUUUGGAAGCUUAAAUCUAGCUCAUUUGACUCGACAUACUGUGAAAGUUUGUCUGCCUCGUUUCUUUAUCUUAAAUCACUUGUCUCGUGUAAAUCUGUCUUGACAUUCAUUGGUUGACAAUUAAUGACUCAUUUCGCUCUGUAAAUGUCUCUUGUAAAUAAAUUCCAUUCCCACAGA
Messenger RNA from Oncorhynchus kisutch (coho salmon), 2117 nucleotides. Its product is annotated as cyclin-A2. The record is from RefSeq and is a predicted model, not a curated record. Lineage: Eukaryota; Metazoa; Chordata; Actinopteri; Salmoniformes; Salmonidae. The transcript has 9 exons. The coding region runs from base 169 to 1467 and encodes 432 amino acids.